AUGGCCGAAGAAGGUAGAAUUCAACAAGUGUGGACCUUCAUUCUCCUCAUUUGUUCCUGUGUCAUCUUUUCAUCCAUUGCCAUCUUGUUCGGAAUUUUGACUGCAGCCUAUUAUGACCCCAAUGAAAUGCUCAAUACCAUGUCGUGUGUGGUCAUUGAGCCUCAUCAUGAAUGUUCCAUCACUCCAGAAUGUGCCGGAGGAAAGGUGGAAUGUUGUACCGCAUUGGUCUCUGUAAAACCAGGAAUUUUGUUUGCCAAUGUUUCCUCGUUUCAACCUCUCCGAACGACUUUGGCCUUCACGGAAGAGAGUACCUAUUACAAUUAUAAAGCAAAUGCUACUGUCACUUGUUACAAUAUUUAUGCAGAUGGUACAGUGGAUUGUGGUGAAUGGGAUUAUUAUUCUUUUGAUAUUCCAGCAGAUGUCCGAGUUCAGAGAUUUUACCUUUCAUUCCGAUUUACCAAGCUGAAUGAUCCAUCCACGAACGAUGUUCAAGCCAUUUCCAUAUUCUUCAAAUUAAAUGAAAUUCCGAAUAUUACGUAUCAUGAUGCAGUUACAACAUCACCGACCGUUCCGAUUAGUUUGGAUUAUUUACAACCCAAUUCUACGGGAUAUAUUGCAGUGUUAGGAAGAGGCAUGUGUCAAGAAGGACAAGAAACAACGAAUUAUUAUUUAUUUCAGGGAUAUUUGGAUCGAGAGGGACCACUCCCAAGUUGGGCCAUUGUUAUCAUUAUUGUUGGAUCUGGUCUCCUAUUCUCUGUAGUUGCCAUUUCCUUAUCUGUUGCCUAUCGACAUUUCAAACAUCGAAAGAGAAGAGAAUAUGAACGAUUGUGA
This is a messenger RNA of Naegleria lovaniensis, 831 nucleotides long. RefSeq lists its product as uncharacterized. The record is from RefSeq and is a predicted model, not a curated record. The coding region runs from base 1 to 831 and encodes 276 amino acids. Lineage: Eukaryota; Heterolobosea; Eutetramitea; Acrasida; Naegleriidae. The transcript has 3 exons.